This is a messenger RNA of Tachysurus fulvidraco (yellow catfish), 1487 nucleotides long. RefSeq names its product duboraya (gene dub). Lineage: Eukaryota; Metazoa; Chordata; Actinopteri; Siluriformes; Bagridae. The record is from RefSeq and is a predicted model, not a curated record. Bases 135 to 1049 code for a protein of 304 amino acids. The transcript has 7 exons.
GCCUCAAUUUGGCAACCCUGACCUUGGGAGGAGGGUUUGAGGAGAGCUCCAGCUUCAACUUCAACUUCAGCUAGUUGAUUAACUAGAGAGCAGCAAGUGUGUUCAGUGGAGCUCUCCAAACACAGGAGGGAAACAUGGCGAAGGGGUCGAGACUCUCUGUGGCUGAACUGGCUGGAAGGUUCUCAUGCCAGGCUCCCCUUUGUCCAGAAGAUGAAGUGAACAAGCCGGUACGGAGGAGACCACGCACACUGCCAAUUCCUGCCAGUAAUGAUGUGGGUCAGGGGCAGGACGAGAAAGCAGAAGUUGGUUCCCACCUGCCGAGAAAGAAUCGAAACUCUGCCCUCAUUGAGAAACUACAGGCAUCUCUUUCACCAACGUCCCUCCUGCCUUCCCCAUUGAGUCCAGGAGCUGGAAAACCGCAGCUGCCAUUUUUUCCACCUCAGUCACCCUGUAGCCCAGUCAGCCCAACCUCAGUAUCCAAACAAAAAGAGUUUGAGAUUCCGGCUAGCUUUGAGGCCCCUGCAGAAAGCCUUAUUCUUCCAAGCAUCAACAAGGGUCGUGCUCGUCAUUCUAUCAAACGACGUCCUCCAUCUCGCCGUCUCAGGAAGUCCAGUGGGGACGAUGGUGGGACUGAAGAGGACAAUGCCACCUCACCGACGACUCCAGAUGGAAAGGAGAACGACGUGUUCGAAAAGAAAGAAGAGAGCGAAGGUGCCGACCCGGUAUCUGCUACAUCUGAGCAACAGCAAGAUGAAGCACACCAUGAAGUUUCAUCAGAUUCAGAGCAGCAGCUCGUAGCUUCAACCGGGGCAGAAGAGAGCAGGGAGUGUGUCAUGUUGGCUGAGAAAGAGGAGACAGUAGAAGAGGAGAAGAAGUCUGACCAGAAUGAGUUAGAUAGCAGGAAAGAAGAGGCCACAAAACAAGAGCCUGAUGAGGAGACAGCUGUGGAGGCAGAGAAGGAGCCAGCAACAGCAACAGAUGAGGAGAAAAAAGAACAGGAAUUGAAACAAGAGGAUGAUGCAGAGGAAUGUAAACUCUCUAAGCAAUGAAAAAAGGAAUUCUACUUGAGGGACACUUCAUGAAAUCUUAGCCACAUGGGAGAACAACAAGGGCGAAGUAGAGGUCUGGAAAUAAUGUGAAUAAAAUGACCUGAAGCCUCUUAACAAAGCUUUAGCGCCAGAUUUUUUUUCCUCUGUUUUAAUGUGCAAGUUAAUCAGAAAGUAGAAAGAAAAACUUUUUUUGUACAGUUUUGUUAACAUUUUGCUAAAAUCUUUUUUUGUGAUGGAUUUUUUUCAGAUUCAGUAUUAUUUCUUGGUCUUUUGUAUUAUAUAUUGCACUAAAGUUAAUGUUGUACUAAAGGAUGGAUGGAUGUUGACAAGAGCAUGCUUUUUAUAUAAAAUGCAAAACACUGGGAUUUAGAGCAAGUGUAUAGUGUGUUGUCAGAUACACAGUCACGUUUUAUGUUCAUAAUAAAAAUUUAAAUCAAA